UUCUCUUUCUUCUCCGUUCUUCUCUAUUUUCACACAUAUUCAGAGACAAAAAUUGAAAUAUACUCUAAUAAACUAAUCAAAACCCUCUGAUAUUAUUUCAGAAUCAAAACUAUUCAACUGCUAUAUUCAAUUUCAUCCAAAAAAAUCACCGAUCAAUUUCAUCCGAAAACUCUAAAAAUGAAGAAAUCAAAGAAUAAUUCACAAUCAAAUACAGAUAAAAACAAGCAAAUAGUUAUAGUUGAACAACAAUCAACUGUGCAAGAAGAAACGGAGGAACAUAUUCAAGAAAUCCAAGAUGAGGAUGGGAAUAAAGCUAGUAAAAAGUCAACUAUAAAGUUCAAAGGUAGCUUUGCUGCUUUCAAUUUGCUUGCUAGCAGUAUUAUGAAACUGCAAGGAGGAGAAGCUUUAAAUGCAGAGCAGAUUGCACUGCUGAAAAAGAGUAGGUUUGGAAUGUGAUGCAUGUAUUUCUAGUAGACAAAAUUGCUAGCUCUGAGUGAAAUAAGAAAGUCAAACCAUGUCAACUCCUAUGGAAAGCACACAAAAUAAUUCCUGGAAAAGAUUGUGUAUUUGAAUUCACAUUUGGAGAAAAAACAUACAUCUUAAGAUCUUCUCCUGAAAAGCUUUCAAUAAUGUAUGGCAUUCCGUGUAUGCAAGAUGGAUGAAUAAAAUAUGUAUUGCUAGAGUCUCCAACAAUUAGUGAUUGCAGAUAUGGAAGGUUCUAUAAAGCACAUGGAUUUACUCCACCUGACAGAAGAAAGUAUGACAUAAGAAAUGCUGAAUUAAAAUCUAAGAACCUUGAGUUGGUUAAAGAGAAAACACAUAAUGAAGAUCUUGUUACAAUGAUGGAACUUUUUUUGUUGUCAACACUUUUUCUUACUACUGGUGAUGGAGGUUCCAUCCAUUGUAAGUACAUUGUCUUACUAGAGUCUGGUAGAGUGUCCUGGCCUCAUCUAAUUCACAAUCAUAUCAUGGAAAGUGUAGCGAGAGAGUAUACUGAAGGAUGUUACAUGUAUUUAUUGACUUGGCUUGCUGAGCAUUCCAAAGAAUUGAUACCCAGGUGGAAAGUAGAAGAUAAAAACAAUUAGAACAAUUACCGUCCCAGGUUCGCAAGGUGGAACAUCAGAGAUAUCUUCAAAUCAUUGGAAAUGAAUAUUUCAGACUUUGGAGAGUUGUCACAAAAUUUCAUGGAGAAUUACACUGAUAUUUAACAAACAAUACUGAACCAAGUAAGGAUGAAGACAAAGGUUGAAUUGCUUAAAGAAGAGUAUGAUGGUAUGGUUGUUCAAAUUGAAGAAUUAGAAACUAAGUGUACCGAAUAGCUUAAAGCACUGAAAUCUAAGCAUGCUGCGGAGAUUAAAGAAAUGAGGCGUAUCCAUAAAGGGUAAAUAGCAGAACUUGAGGUUAGACAACAAGAAUUGGAAGCUCUACUUGCAUAAAUGACAGUUGGAAAGUUGUCUUUUGAUCACAAGGUUGACUCUCUUUCUAGACACUUAACAUCUAAGAAAUCUGAAGUUGAUGAUAUUCUGCAAAGAAAAGGAGUUAAAUCCGCAGUUCAGUAUAUGACAAAAUUGGCAACAAAAUUCUUGCAAGUUGCUUUCCAACUUGAGUACAAGAAUGAAUUGUUGGGUGAUGAAAUUAACAACUUACUGAAUGAUCAAGGUGUCAAUGAAGCUGGCAAUCAAGUUGUAGAAAAUGUAAAUGAAGUUGAUGGAUUUGAAACUGGAAACCAAGGUGCAGAAAAUCCACAUGAGAAUAAUGAAAUGGAAGUCGAAGAAGAUACUAUUUUACCUAGUAAUGAUGAAGAAGCUGUGAAUCUUAACUCUGAUGAAGGUGUUAGUGCGCUUCAAAUCAAUUUCCCAAUGUUUAAUGUUCAAAAUAUCUCUGAAGAAAUAGAUGUCAGUGGAUUGGAGAGUAGGCUGCAGAAAUUGAUUCAUGAAGAUGUUGGAUUAUUACCAUCACUCAACAGUUCAGAUGAAAUUCUUUCUGAAUAUGAACCCCAACCUAUGGAUCUAGAAAACAACAUCCAAAUAUGUACAUUGCCAGAGCUUGAAGAGUAUGCAAAUCUGCAACUCCAUACGUUGUCAGAAGAAGUAGAUGCUAAGCUUCAGAAGAAUGGAUAGUUGAAUGAAAUGGAAUUUUUUGUAGCUGUAACAGAUACGCUCCACCAAAUAAAUUCUAGUCGUCAUUCUUUCUCAAUUGGGAUGACACGGAUUGUACAAGUUGUUGAUCCAGCAAACAAGAUUGAGACAGUUUCACAGACUGUUGCAGAUUUGAAUGAACAUGGUCUUGGUUCUUUUUAUGUUUUGUUUUUUUACCUUUGCAUAGCAUGUUUGUAGAAGUUACCCAACACUUUAUUUUGAUCUUUGUUCAAUUUGGAGAAGAACACAAACAAGUCAUGAGCGUUUAUACU
Molecule: messenger RNA, 2410 nt
Organism: Papaver somniferum (opium poppy)
Lineage: Eukaryota; Viridiplantae; Streptophyta; Magnoliopsida; Ranunculales; Papaveraceae
Exons: 5
Coding region: 1437-2120 (227 amino acids)
Source: RefSeq, a predicted model, not a curated record